AUGAAGCUCCGCCACUGCUGGUUCGCCUUCAUCCCAUCCCACCUCGGCCGGCACAAGGCGGUAGAUGCUGCAGCAGAAGCGCUGAGUCAAGCCCACCGCUACUACCGAACCAUGCGCUUCGAUAAAUCCGCGCUCGAAGCCGCACUUACCAGCUAUGCCCGAGCAGUCUCCCUAGUGCAGAAGUGCAUUGAAUCGCCUACGGAGCGGUACGAAGACCAUACUUUGCUCGCGAUUGCCAUCUUGUCGCAUUAUGAGACGCUUAUUGGUAACCCUCGCAGCACGUAUCUCCGGCAUUGGUCCGGAGUCACUGCCUUACUUCUGGCACGAUCGUCUAGCUAUCCACCGAGCGAUCUGGUACGAGCGAUGUUCUAUUCGAUGUGGGACCAGUUGUUCCGAGUGCCUUGUGCAAAAGGCGUCGCUUCUCCGUACGAUAAUGACCUCUUUCUUAGUAUUGAGCCAGCUGCAAUCGAUGUGAUUCCCGAUCAUGUUGCCAGGCUCAGGCGUACCGGUCAGCAGCUUCUGAUACGGCUGCCACGGCUCAUUGCCGACGCUCGGAGGAUACUAAAUGAACCUGAAAUAGGUGACGGAACAGUGAUAGCGACCAUGGGUACCCUAGCAGACACGUACUCAAAAAGCAAUAACAGCGCAUCCGAAGAUAAGAUGUUACACGACCUACGCGUUGCUCGGACCGAACGUCCAGUCGACCGCGCAAUCACGCCUUUUUCAUUCGUCUUCGAAAGCAGCGAAGUGUUUUCUGCCGCCGUCUUCUACUGGCAGACACGCUUGAACCUCGUCAACCUUUGCGUCUACCUCAUGCGCAGCUUGCCGGACCUGCUUUGGCCGACGUCGGACUCUGCAAACCUGAGUCUCACAGGCCUAGAAAUCGAACAAGCUCGCCUCGCCGCAGACAUCGUCAUGUCCAUAUCCCACGGUCGCACGAAAGGCGACUUCGGCAUGGUCUUCCUUACGCAAGCCCUUCUGGCAGUGUGGAGCGCCUUGUCGUACAAGGAUGGUAUCUGGCGCGGGACGGUGAGUGUCGACAGACUGAGGAGUUGGACGCUAAGCUGCAUUUAUGACUCUCUGGGUGCCCAAGGCCGCGGCAAGCAAGCUGUACGCCUAGUUGAGGCUGCUAGUCAAGCGCUUAUGGGAGGGCCGUUGGCGGACUGGAGCGGACUUAUGGGCCUGUGA
Baudoinia panamericana UAMH 10762 is the source of this 1188-nucleotide messenger RNA. RefSeq lists its product as uncharacterized. Bases 1 to 1188 code for a protein of 395 amino acids. The transcript has a single exon. The record is from RefSeq and is a predicted model, not a curated record. NCBI's taxonomy places the organism in Eukaryota, Fungi, Ascomycota, Dothideomycetes, Mycosphaerellales, Teratosphaeriaceae.